AUGAAUUACGAUCCAUACUGGCGCAAUCCGAACAUUUUGUGGAAGAAAAGCUCCAUUCUAGCUGCCGAGCCUUUCACAGUUGCCGAAUACGACAAAUUUCACAAUGAAGCAACAGGAAGUGACCAUUUCCACACUGCUAUCGCCCCAGUGCUAACCAUGUCCCAACUGUUUGGGGUAUUUCCCCUGCAGAGUGUCCGGAAUCGCGCUCCCGAAAGUAUGACAUUCCGAACGGUCUCCGUGACCUGCGUCGUCAGCGCUAUUUCCAUCUUUGGCGGAUACGCCAUUUCACUGCUCAGUUUGAUUCGUCAAGGCCGAGCCUUAAACGCCAUCAAUAUCGCAGAGCCCUUCUUUUUCAGCAUCUGUGCCACGAGUUCGGUAAUAUUUUGGCAAAUGGCCAAACAGUGGCAAGCCAUCAUCGUUACGUGGUCCCGAACGGAGCGAAAAUUUCUGCACCAUCCGUUUCGCAAAACGGUCCUAAAGUGGAAAAUCCGAUCCGUGGCCACGGUGCUCCUUUUGUUGGCAUUCGCUGAACAUCUUCUUUCCGUGGCCAACAACGUUAGCAAUCUGCGGAGGGAGGUUGACUACUGCAACUGGACAAUUCGGGAUCCGGUCAAGUUCUUCUGCGUAAGGACGUUUAGCACCGCGUUCCAUACCGUUGCGUACAGUCUACCAGUUGCGGCGUACAACGAGUACAUCAUCAUAUCGAUGACGUUCGUGUGGAACUUUGUCGAUCUGUUCAUCAUGCUGGUCAGCAUCGGCAUUUCGGCCCGAUUCGAUCAACUCCGAGAUCGCGUCUUUGAGCGCAUGAACAGCCGGACUCCGACGACCGAACACUUUUGGGAGCAAAUUCGCAUCCUGUACGUAGCGUUGUGCGAACUGGCCGGGACCAUCAAUCGUGCCAUCAGCAAGCUGGUGUUUGUGUCGUACGCGAAUGAUACCUACUUCAUAUGUUUGCAAAUCAUGAACGCCAGCCAGGAACAACCGUCGGCGGUCAACAAGGUGUACUUUUGCUACUCGUUUGUGUACCUGCUGCUGCGGACGUUUCUCAUGUUCUGGUACAGCUCAGAAGUGCAGCACGCGAGUCACGCCACGUACCGGUUGAUUCUGCGGGUGCCCAACGAGGAGUACUGCGACGAGCUGCAACGGCUGCAGAUGUACUCCAAGUGCGGUGCUAGUCUCAACGGCAUGGGCGUAUUCUUCGUGUCGAGGCGGAUUCUGCUGACGUUGACCGGAACGAUUAUCACCUACGAGCUGGUAAUGCUGUCAUACCGGAAGGACUCAUCGGAGCAACAUUCCAGCAAACUGUCUUGCGAUCCGUGGUAGCUGGUCUAAAUCAGUGC
Messenger RNA from Culex quinquefasciatus (southern house mosquito), 1340 nucleotides. Its product is annotated as gustatory receptor for sugar taste 64f. The record is from RefSeq and is a predicted model, not a curated record. The transcript is spliced from 5 exons. Gene Ontology annotation, molecular function: sweet taste receptor activity. Lineage: Eukaryota; Metazoa; Arthropoda; Insecta; Diptera; Culicidae. Gene Ontology annotation, cellular component: membrane. Bases 1 to 1323 code for a protein of 440 amino acids. Gene Ontology annotation, biological process: detection of chemical stimulus involved in sensory perception of taste; sensory perception of sweet taste.